This is a messenger RNA of Puccinia graminis f. sp. tritici CRL 75-36-700-3, 942 nucleotides long. RefSeq lists its product as uncharacterized. The transcript is spliced from 2 exons. The coding region runs from base 1 to 942 and encodes 313 amino acids. The record is from RefSeq and is a predicted model, not a curated record. Lineage: Eukaryota; Fungi; Basidiomycota; Pucciniomycetes; Pucciniales; Pucciniaceae.
AUGUCGGCGUUAGGUAAAGAUCCAGACUCCAACAUGCAAGUUGCAAACCUGGAGAACCUACCCUUCUACAUGGAAGAUGUCAAUAUCAAACCGGUCAUCCCACUGCCAACUACCAUUGGCGACUCUUGGGAAAACAUCAGACAGAGCCCAGUUGCUCCAACGCUCCACUCCUCACAUGCGAUUCCGAUCGAUCUCCUCCAACUAGCCAAAGACCAUGUUGACUGGCCAAACAAAUACAUGAUUCAACUAUCCCCAACUGAUGCACUCCAGCCCCCAAGCUUUGACAACCGCUUGCGAGGUGUCUUCUACGGCACAGAAGGCAGGAAGUCAGCGUACGUUUGCAAUCUGAUGCCGAUCUUCAAAGCUGAAGAACUCCACCUUGUUGGACGCUUCCUCAAGCUCAAAGCCCACUUACCUGCCUGUGGUCCAAUCAACCCCAAAGACAAUAGUGAGGAAAACCUCACUAAAUAUGCCUUGAAAAUUGACCAGGGCUACAGGAGCAAUCCUCGUUGGACUGAAAUCAACUGUAUGCCAAUCAAACACAACGGAGAAAAGGUUAACAGUAUCCUGACCUAUAACGGCGACCUUACCCUUUUUAUCACGUCUAUUCCAACCAGGGAAGUGCCAAUGAAGCUCUGGAAGAGCCCCAACAACAAGCACUUACAAGGUAUGGUCUGUGGCCAUCCUGUCAAACUCAAACUCCUCUCAGCCUGCCAAACGUGUGGCUCUGAGGACCACGACGUUGCCCACUGCCUCUACACCAACCAUCUCUUGGGUGCACCUGCCAUACCGGAGGAGUCAGACAACGAGAUUAUGGAAAUCAGUAACAUUCCUGAACCAAUCUCCAAGAAGAAAAAGAAAGCCUAUAAACCGGCAUCUGAAGUAUCCACCAUCAAACAACGUGGUAAUGGUUGUCCGGUUGCCUCUUCCUCCCUUGAGUAA